This is a messenger RNA of Ylistrum balloti, 480 nucleotides long. RefSeq lists its product as uncharacterized. The record is from RefSeq and is a predicted model, not a curated record. Bases 1 to 480 code for a protein of 159 amino acids. NCBI's taxonomy places the organism in Eukaryota, Metazoa, Mollusca, Bivalvia, Pectinida, Pectinidae. The transcript has a single exon.
AUGAAUCUUCUUGCCGCCGUCGUAGUUGCCGUUGUGCUAGAAGUAUGUUGUGCCCACUUGUGCAUGAUUAGUCCCCCACAACGAGGUUCAAUGGCCAAUCUUAACAAACCGGCUUCCAGUGACUGCGUUUUGACCACUCCAAGGUGUGGAGGCCGAAUGCGGGGCAAGCCAGUUAUGGGACUCCGAAGGGGACAAAACUUCACCGUGUCAUUCCAGAAAAACCUUGACCAUUAUGUGAAGGCAACUCCAGGAAGCUUCACCGUUUCAAUAGGUUCUGAGAGAGGAGGCACCAGACUGAAUGUGCUGGCCACCAUCCCUGAUGCCGGGGAACCCUCCCUAACAGUAUAUUCUGUCAAUGUCACCAUUCCUAUGUCACUUUCUCCGAAAACAGAAUAUAUCAUGCAUUCUGCCUACCUAACCAACAACCCACAGGCACCACCCGAGUUCUUCCAGUGUGCUGAUAUUAUGAUCAACGAAUAA